AUGAAUCCAUCUACAAAGAAGAGGCCCAAGAAUGGAGUGGUUUCCAAGAUGCAAGAUGAGAAACUGCAGGACAAGAUAAAUCAGCCUGUCAGCAAACUAAUUGAGAGGAACCGACUUAAAAUGGUAUUAAAAAACUUGUCCCUCUUGAAGUUACUCAAGAGUUCAAAUGACCGGAUCCGAGAACUGCAUAGCCUGGCCAGAAGGUGUUGGAAUUUAAUAAUCAGAGUUCCAAAGAUCCUCCAAAUCUCCUCUGGGGAUAACAAGGUGAAGGUGAAACAAAAGAAUGAAGAGCUGCAAGAUGUUCUGGCCCUGGUGAAGAAACCGGAAUCCAGGAAAGCAGAGUCCAUAGAGAACCCUAAUGAAAACCUGUCAGAGGAGCGGAAACCCACGGAAGGGUCAAAGGGGUCGCCUGCAGCAGCAGCACGGAGAAAAAAGCAGGCAAAGCCUAAAGUCCCCAAGAUAGCAAAGAAUCUUGGGUUGCUUACCAGAGCCCAGAAGAGGAAACCACAUGUUAAGGAGCCCCGAAUUGUCUUCCUGAAGAUCUACAAUCACAGAACUCCCAAGAUGAACAUGAAACCACUGGAUGAAACUGACCAGUUGGUCUGGUUUGAGGGGCUUCCCACACGCAUCCACCCCCCAGGGCGCCGGAUCAUGUGCAGAUCAUCUGCCUUACGACGCGUCAAGCGGCCCUGUACCCGGUUCUGCUCGGUGUCACUUUGA
Microtus oregoni (creeping vole) is the source of this 720-nucleotide messenger RNA. It is a transcript of the gene Tp53tg5, whose product is annotated as TP53 target 5. Bases 1 to 720 code for a protein of 239 amino acids. The transcript has 4 exons. NCBI's taxonomy places the organism in Eukaryota, Metazoa, Chordata, Mammalia, Rodentia, Cricetidae. The record is from RefSeq and is a predicted model, not a curated record.